AUGUCUGGAGAAGACUCUAUCUUUCUCUUCUCUGUGAAUGGUGUUUUAUAUAUUAGUUAUAUCUCUUCCCAAGCAUCUAUCUACCUAUCAAUCUCUCUCUUACUCUCUCUCUCUCUCUAUCUAUCACAGUCACUUCACUACCUAUCUAUCACAAUCUUUUCUUUAUCAAACUCUCUAUCUCAAUAUGUUCAUUAUCUAUAUAUCUAUCUGUCUAUCUAUCUAAAUACGUCGGAUCAUUUUCUAUCUAUUUUUUACUCUGAUCUGAAAGGUCUCUCAUUGCAUGUUUCUCUUUCUUUCUUCUUCUUUUCUUUCUUUCUUUCUUUCUUUCUUUUAAACAAUCCGGUUUCUAUCUCUUUCUCCUCUCCCUCCUCCUUUUAUCUCUCUCUCUUUAUCUAUCUAUCUAUCUAUCUAUCUAUCUAUCUAUCUAUCUAUCUAUCUCAAAUAUUCAUACUAUCUUUCUCUUCAGGUAUUCUUGAUCAUUGUCUUUCGCACUUUAAUAACUAUUCCCUCGCCCCUCACACACACACUCUUUCCUUCUCCCUAAUCACUAUCGCUCUCAAACAUAUUCGUAUCAUUGAUUCUCCUUCUUCACUCUUUUCUUCCUCUCUAAUCCUUGUCUCUCCCAAUCAUUCCCCCUCUUCUUCAUCUCAUAUUAAAUACCACUCUCCUCUGUCUUAG
Acanthosepion pharaonis is the source of this 678-nucleotide messenger RNA. The record is from the annotation of a GenBank genome assembly. Lineage: Eukaryota; Metazoa; Mollusca; Cephalopoda; Sepiida; Sepiidae.